Messenger RNA from Brassica rapa (field mustard), 12069 nucleotides. RefSeq names its product retrovirus-related Pol polyprotein from transposon RE1. Gene Ontology annotation, molecular function: nucleic acid binding; zinc ion binding. NCBI's taxonomy places the organism in Eukaryota, Viridiplantae, Streptophyta, Magnoliopsida, Brassicales, Brassicaceae. The record is from RefSeq and is a predicted model, not a curated record. Gene Ontology annotation, biological process: DNA integration.
ACGGGUUGAACCCGACCCGAGAUUCGUAUUUCAGUUCGACGGUGAGCCAGAGUGUAGCCCUCAGGUUUUCCAAGUACAAGGAAACACUAAACAAGCUGUCUUCACUUGCAAGUUCGGCGCUAGAAACUCUAGUUCCGGCGAUCGGAAUCUUCUUCACAGUUCGUCAAUGAUGUCUGAAACGAGGAGUAGUUGCAUAUCGUCGAUGAAAUCUGAGAAGGAACAACCGUCGAAAGAGAGAAAAGGCCCGGCUCUGCUUCUAUGGUCACACCUUUCGUUCCGUCCCCCGGUUCGAACCGCGUGACGCGAUCGAGUCCCGGCGCGUGGCUUAUUCUCCGACCAGACGGUUGCACGUGGAAGCCAUGGGGACGACUAGAGGCGUGGCGUGAAGCUGGUUACUCUGAUUCACUCGGUUACCGUUUUGAGCUCUUCCAAGACGGAAUCGCCACCGAGGUCUCCGCGUCGUCGUCUAUAAGUUUGAAAAAUGGCGGGAGUUUUGUUAUUGACGUCACCGGCGGGACAACCACGGUGGGAUCGACGCCGACAACGAGUCCUCAGGGAAGUUUGGAUCUCGGAUCCGGUUCCAGCUCCGGGUCGAGACCAGGAUCGGGGUCCGGGUCGGAUUUUGGAUAUCUACUGCCGCAGCAUCCGGCGCAGAGCAGAGGGUUCGUGAUGUCGGCUUCGGUGGAAGGAGUGGGGAAACAGAGCAAACCGGAGGUGGAAGUGGGUGUAACGCACGUGACAUGCACGGAGGAUGCAGCAGCGCACGUGGCGUUAGCUGCGGCGGUGGAUCUGAGUUUGGAUGCUUGCAGGCUGUUUUCACAGAAGCUAAGGAAAGAGCUGAGACAGCAAAGCCAGCUUGGUGUCGUUUGACGUCUAUUGCUUUGUCGUUUUACCAAUUCAUGAGUUGUCUUUCACUCACAAUUUUUCUUUUCUUCUGGAAAAUGUUUUUUUUUCUGAGGUAGCGUUAGGAAUUAGCUGGCAAUUUUUUUUAAGAAUGUGGAUGUCAUCAUUAUUAAGAUUGUUUAUAUGUUUUUAUGUACAGCUAAACUUCCACAGAAGCAACUUCUUAUGUCAUUAUCCUAUCCUAUUCAUAUCCUAAUCCAAACAUGUAAACAUGUCACAAUCAGUACUGAUCAUCUGGUUUUCAGUACUGAUCAUCUGGUUUGCACAGUGAUCUCAUCGUCAUAAACCAAUGGGUCUAGCCCAACCUCGUUCCAGGAUUCGUUAUGGGCAAUUCUUGGUUUGUAUACUUGAAAACAGGGCUUCUUGGAAUAACAUUGGUGAAGCAAAAAACGUUUUGAGUGAUAGUGAUGAGAUUAUUGAAGUUUCAUAGCCCAUAGAUUGGACAAACCUAAAGAAGGGUGGCUACGUGGCUGAUGUCCAACUCCCGUUUGGAAUACGUUAGGCGCUAGUCGGAGGCAAUCUCAGACCUAGCGAGUUACCAAAAAAUCGGGGAGUACUCGAAGAUUACGCGGAUCCUAGUUUUAAAUACAAUUUAAUAUAUUUAUAAUAUAAUUAGCUAAUUUUAAACAUGAUGACACAUGUUUUUAGACAUAAUUAUAUAAUUUUUUAUAUAUAAUUUUAAACAGCCUCUUUUUGAUUCGUCGAACAUUUAGAUUAUGGUGUGUUUGGUACGAAAAAAUUCUUAAAUGAAGUAAUUAUGUGUUUGUUUUGGGUUUGAUAGCUAAUUAUAAUUAUUUAGUAAUGAAAAAUCUAUCAAUAAUGAGUAAAAAAUAAUCAACCGUGUUUUAAUUUUACACGGACGAAAAGAGAAAAAAAACUUAGGCGAUCUAGGGGAGAAUUAGGCGGAAAUUAGACGGCCAACGCGAGAAUUAGGCAGUCUUGUGCAGAUCAACGGCCAACACCGUUUUGGGCAUAUUCGCCGCGAUCAACCUCCAAACAAUGCUUAGACGGCCGCGUUUUUGAACAGGGUGUGCAACCAAAAGUAUCAAAAUUUGCAAAUAGUUUUAAAAAUUAUAUUGCUAGGAGAAAGGUCUGUUUAUAAAAUUCAUACAGGAGUUUUAUAUUACCGAAUCAUUGUUUUUUCCAUAAGAUAAUCGAUACUACUAAUUAUUUCAAAUUAAGCCAAAAUUUUAAAAUUAAACUAGAUUCUAACCCGCGCUGUUGCGCGGGAUUUUUUAUAUUAAUAUAUAUAUAUAUAUAUAAUAUCUGUUUUUAAAUAAAAAAAUUAUAAUUUGAUGAUAAUUUCUAAAUUUCGGUUUGCGUCAAAAUUGUAUUUUUUGGUUUUUAGUUUGGUUCUGGUCCGAUUAUAGAUUUUUUUUGGUUCAAGAAAUAUAGUAGUGGCAUGGUUAUUUAUAAUUUUGGGUUUGAUUGGGUUUUGUUAUUUUCGUUUGGUUCAAAUAACAAUGUUAGGAACCUGAUAAAAUUUUGUCUUCAAUUCGAGGGUAUAGAUCUGAACAUAAAUAUAGAGUUUUUGAUCUUGAUUCUAAUUUAGGUAGCUAUAUUUUACUGUCCUUAUAUGUAAAUUAUGUGUAGGGAAUCGGUAUAUCUCAAGAUUAUAUACCAUAUUAUAAAAUAUAUGCUAAUUUUGUGCAUGUAUAUAAUAGAGUUAAGAUGUAUAUUCAACAGCUAUGAUCAGAAUAUACCAUUAUCAUUUUGAAGUAAAAUUUUUUUGUCUAAAUAAGGAUUAAGUAGAUGUAUUUUAGGUAAUCAAUCACUAUAUAUUGGUAGUUGUUGAAACUAAUUAUAAGGAAGUUAAAUAGAUUGAGAAUACUAUUGUCGAUUAAUUUAUAAGGAAGGAAAUGGGGUUUUAAUAAUUGUAAUAUAGUUAUCUUUAAAAAACAAUUAUCAUCAAGUUUGAGAGAUGAAUUGGUGACUGAAGUAUGUACAAAGAAUAUUUUCAGUUUAUAUUCAUUACAUAUUUAAUUUUAUUUAAUUAUUCUCUUAAUUUAAAAAAAUACAUUUAUUAUGUAUACUAUAAAUUAAAUUUAAAUUAAUUAUACACAUAAAAAUUACAUAUUUUCAAGUAUUGAUGCUUAUUUUCUUUAAAUUAAAAUAAUUUUAUCCUUUCAAAGCCCGAGUAAAAAUUUAGUUAAUUUAAUUAGUAAUACAUUAUAUCAUCUCUAAAAUUUAGUUAAUUUAAAAAUAGUUACUUUUAUAAUUAAAAGUAACAUUGAUUUAAAUUUUAAAAUAAAUAGAGAUAAAUUGGCGUUAAAUUUAAUUAUAUUUUACAAUUUCAUUAUUUAUUAAACACACAUUUAUUUGAAUGGUCUUAAACGUAUAGGAAUAUGGCAAAUUAGAAUUUAAUUUUGUGGGUUGGUAGGUUGAAAAGAAUGACAAAACAAUUGUAAACGUACCCAAAACAAUUGUAAGCGUUUCGAAUUCAAGUUUGAGAAUGCAACUUAUUAUAUUUAUACCACAAAAACAAUUGUAAACGUACCCAACUCAAUAGUCAAAAAGCUAACGCAUAUGUGGUACUUCAGUUUAAUUUUUUUAGUUUUUUGGUAUAAAUAUAAUAAGUUGCAUUCUCAAACAGUCAAACUUGAAUUCUAAACGCUAAACUUUGAAAUUCAAGGAAACAACUAUCAUCUAACCCUAUAACUCUUUAGUACAAUAAAUCAAAACUUCUUACAUAAUAUUUUUUUUUUUGGGAUCAAAUUUACAUAAUAAUUUAACCUAUAUAAUUACAGAGACAAUAUUACCAGCAAAAAAAACCUUAUAUUAUACGUAUUAUACAAAUGAAAAGAAGGAAACAGGAAGCCGUCAGAUUCAAGAAACAUAAACAUCUUCUUUCAGGGUUUUUAACCGUCUGAUUUUUAAAGAAGCUUUUCAUCUCUCGGCAAGUCCAUUUUCUGCGAGCAUUCAAACUUUUGACCUUUUUGGUCUAUGUCCAGGAAAAAACUGUGUGCACAAUAAAGCUACUCUAACCAUUUCUUAUAACUCAAUCUCAUCAGAGCUCUUCUUCUUGAGCAAUUUUUUUACCCAUAAACACCUCAAGUUUCUUCUCUUGAUGUAUCUUUUUAACUCAAUCAAGCAUAGCACCUUUAUGGUUAGACGCUUUAUCAAACUUAAGAACUUUUUUUCUCGUUUAAGCUCAAGAAGAAGAACCCCAAACCUGAAAACAUCGUUUUUCUCAGAGGAUUGAUCAGUUGAUAGAUAUUCAGGAGGAAUGUGACAAACCGUGCCUCUAACUGCGGUUGUGAUAUGAGAAUCUUGGUGAUCCAAGAGUUUUUGUUAGGAUAAUGAUGUAUCAUUAUCAAGAUAACUAUAGUUUAAUAUAACAGAUUGUAUUUAUCUUAUAGAUAACCAUGAGCAUUAGAUAAGGUCGACUUGACUCUAUCUCUUGAUCUCGACUUGUAUAAAUAGAGAGCUGUAGACAUCAAUAAACUUAAGCUUUCACAAUACUAAUCUUAUAUGGUAUCAGAGCAAUUCUCGAUCCAAAUUACCUAAUUUUUCUUUUCCUUUUCUUCACGCUAAACCAAAACCGACGAACAUGUCUGAUCAAAGCAGCUCUCUCACAACUGCCACUGCUACACGCACCGCAGUAUAUGAUCCAGCAAACCCUGCAAACUCACUACUUGCAGUAAACAUGUCAAACGUUACACGAUUGACAAAUACCAACUACCUCAUGUGGAGCAGACAAAUUCAAGCACUCCUUGAAGGUCACGAACUCCACGUCUUCCUUGAGAAAACAGAAUCCACUCCUGAGGCCGUCAUCAUCAACAACGGACUCGCAGAGCCUAACCCGGCGUACCAACCGUGGAGACGUCAAGACAGACUUCUAUACAGUGCCAUCAUUGGUGCUAUAUCCCUUCCUGUCCAACCACUCGUUGCAAGUGCUACAACCACGCACGAAGUUUGGAGCACACUCAAUCUCAUCUUUGGCACACCAACUCGCGGACACAUCAAACAACUAAAGUUUCAAGUCAAAAGCUGCACCAAAGGUACAAAAACCAUCAGUGAGUAUCUACGUCUCAUCAAGACUAAAUCAGAUGAACUCGCACUCCUUGGCAAACCAAUUGAUCCUGAAGAUCUGAUAGAACAAAUUCUAGCGGGUCUUUCUGAGGAAUACAAAGCUGAAGUUGAUGCGAUCAAUGGCCGGGAUCACCUGAUCUCCUUUUCUGAACUCACGGAAAAACUUCUCAACCGCGAGGCUAUGAUUGUCUGUGAUCAACCAGCAACACCAGCUUUUCCAGUCACGGCUAAUACCACCAUACGAAGCAACAACAACAUGAGCAACAACAACAACUACAACACUAACAAUCGUAACAACAACAACAACUGGCGACCAUCCUCUAUCCCAAGACAAGGCGGUAAUUCUCCUCGUCCAUCCCGUCCAUACCUUGGACGGUGCCAGGCCUGUGGAGUUCAAGGACACAGCGCCCAAAGGUGUCCCUCAUUUAGAGUCAUAGCCACCAACUCACCGCAGCAAAAUGUUCAGCAAUCUCAGUGGCGACCUUUUGCCAAUACAGCGUACAUGACAAAUCAACAACCUGACGCUUGGCUAAUGGACAGUGCAGCCUCUCACCAUGUUACGACUGAUCUCAACAACAUGGCUGCACACAUGCCAUAUGUAGGAUCCGAUGGCAUAGUGGUUGGGAAUGGAGCCAAUCUUCCCAUCACACACACCGGUUCACUCUCUCUUCAAACUCCAUCUAAGAACUUUAAUCUUAAUAAUGUUCUUUAUGCUCCAUCUAUGCAAAAGAAUUUGAUCUCUGUUAACCGGUUUUGCAAAACUAACAAUGCCUCUGUGGAAUUCUUUCCAAAUAUGUUUCAGGUGAAGGACCUUCCAACGGGAACACCGGUGCUGACCGCGCCAGUUAAUGGCAAUCUAUACGAAUGGCCCACCAAUGACUCACGCACUCCUCUAGCUUUCUCUGCUGUAUCAUCAUCGUUCUCAGACUGGCACCACAGACUAGGACAUCCGGCUUUUCCGAUUUUACAGCAUAUUUCUUCUUGUUUUUCUCCUGGCUUUUCUUGUCGUUCUUCAACUUCUUUUCAUUGCAAUGCUUGUUCCAUUAAUAAGAGUCAUAAAUUGCCAUUCCAUGAAACUUCUAUCACUUCUUCUCGACCAUUACAAAUACUUUUCUCAGAUGUUUGGUCCUCUCCCACUCUCUCUUUUGAUGGUUACAAAUACUACUUACUCUUGGUUGAUCACUAUACUCGAUACAUGUGGUUCUUCCCUUUGAAACUAAAGUCUCAGGUUGCAGCCACAUUCAUCAAGUUUAAGGAGCUGGUCGAGAAUCAGUUCCAGACAAAGAUCACAACGCUUUACAGUGACAACGGCGGUGAAUACAUUGCACUCCGACCAUUUCUUGCGCAGCACGGCAUCUCUCAUCUCACCACACCACCACACACACCGGAGCACAAUGGUUUGUCUGAGAGACGCCACAGACACAUCGUCGAAACAGGUCUCUCGCUUCUUACUCACGCUUCCAUCACCACUGAAUACUGGACAUAUGCGUUUGCUGCAGCAGUGUACUUGAUCAACAGAAUGCCAACAAAAGUACUCUCAAUGGACAAUCCAUACACUCGACUCUUUGGAACUACACCCAACUACACUAAGCUGAAGAUCUUUGGGUGCCUCUGCUACCCAUGGCUGCGACCGUACACAUCUCAUAAACUGGAACCACGUUCCACUCCUUGUGUCUUUCUUGGCUAUUCUCUCACUCAAAGUGCCUAUUUUUGUUUUGAUCCUUCCACUUCUCGAGUCUAUGUCUCACGGCAUGUCACUUUUGUUGAAAAUAAGUUUCCCUUUGUUUCCCUAAGUGCCAAUGUCUCUUCUUCUACAGAAACAGAACCAGAGGAGCUAGCGUGGGUUCCAACGGUGGAACCUCUGGGUCAGCAACAGGUAACCGUGGAAGAGUCUUCACCAGAAACUGGUCCUACUUCAACAACGACCCCUCCAACAAUGACUACAUCUGCUGCUCCACCACCAACAACAACAACAGCGCCGGCUACGUCCACUGCUCCUCCCACAGCAGCUACUCCUCAACAAACACAACAUGCUAUGACAACAAGAUCUCGGAACAACAUUGUGAAGCCAAAUCCAAAGUAUGGCUUGACAACAGCCCUGGCUCCAUACGUCGAACCACAGACUAUCACUCAGGCUCUGGCUGAUGACCGCUGGCGCAAAUCUGCAACCGCAGAGUUCAAUGCUCAGGUCGCUAACAACACUUGGGAUCUAGUUCCAGCUGAAGAAGCGACAAAUCUAGUUGGCAACAGAUGGAUCUUCAGGUACAAAUACAAUCCUGAUGGGACUGAGAAAUCACUUAAAUCCAGACUGGUAGCAAAAGGAUAUCAUCAACGUCCAGGAAUAGACUACCAUGAGACCUUCAGCCCCGUCAUCAAAUCUCCAACAAUCCGGCUUCUCCUUGGUCUUGCAGCAAAAUAUGACUGGCCUCUCAAGCAACUCGACAUCAACAAUGCAUUUCUUCAGGGCACUCUCACUGAAGAUGUAUACAUGGUUCAGCCAUCAGGGUUCAUUGACAAAGAUAAACCGACUCACGUGUGCAAACUCAACAAAGCCCUCUACGGCCUCAAACAAGCACCUCGUGCUUGGUACACAGAGUUAAAAACAUAUCUUCUCAGUCUUGGGUUCAGAAACUCAGUGGCUGACGCGUCUCUGUUCUUCCUGCAUGAUCGUGGCAUUGUGAUCUUCAUACUAAUUUAUGUCGAUGACAUUGUGGUUACUGGCAACUCUCUCUCGCGCAUUCGUGACAUCAUCAGCACCCUGUCUCGCCGCUUUUCACUUAAAGAUCUUGACGACUUGGGAUACUUCCUAGGCAUUGAGGUACUGCGCACGUCUCAGGGCAUUCACCUCUCUCAACGAAAGUACAUUGCUGAUCUUCUUCAUCGCACCAACAUGACGCAUGCUAAGCCAGUUCCAACACCGAUGUGUGCUUUUACAUCGCUUUCUAUAAGAGAUGGCACUACAUUGGAUGAUCCUUCGGAAUACAGAAACGUCGUAGGCAGCUUGCAGUAUCUUCUCCUAACACGACCAGACAUUGCUCUGGCUGUCAACAAACUCUCUCAAUUCAUGCACAAGCCCUCAGACAUUCACUGGUUGGCGGCUAAGAGAGUGCUACGUUACUUGGCUGGCACGUAUGUCUCAGGAAUCUUUCUUUCGCGCAACAGUUCUCUCUCUCUCCAUGCUUAUUCCGAUGCAGAUUGGGGUGGCAACAAGGAUGAUUACACCUCUACUGGUGCAUACGUUGUAUUCUUUGGCCAACAUCCAAUAUCAUGGUCUGCAAAGAAACAAACAGGCGUAGCGCGAUCCUCGACUGAGGCUGAAUAUAGAGCAGUCUCUGCUGCUGCUGCGGAGGUUCGAUGGCUUUACAUGUUACUUCGCGAGCUUCACAUUCCAAUCAGCUCCACUCCUACGAUUUACUGUGACAAUGUUGGAGCCACUUAUCUCAGUGCAAAUCCUGUAUUCCAUUCUCGUAUGAAGCACCUUGCCCUUGACUUUCAUUUCAUCAGGGAACAAGUUCAGAAUGGUACUCUCAGAGUGUCCCAUGUGUCUUCCAAAGACCAGCUUGCUGAUGGACUCACCAAACCGCUACCAAGGAACCGGUUUCAACUCCUCUUCUCCAAGAUCGGUCUCACUAACCGUGCUCCGUCUUGAGGGGGGAUGUUAGGAUAAUGAUGUAUCAUUAUCAAGAUAACUAUAGUUUAAUAUAACAGAUUGUAUUUAUCUUAUAGAUAACCAUGAGCAUUAGAUAAGGUCGACUUGACUCUAUCUCUUGAUCUCGACUUGUAUAAAUAGAGAGCUGUAGACAUCAAUAAACUUAAGCUUUCACAAUACUAAUCUUAUAGUUUUGACAAACCAAAAUCACCAACCAUAGUUUCACAGUAAUCAAUAGUAAUAAAGAAGUAUAUUCGCUGCUUUCACGUCACGAUUAAUAAUCUUCUGAUCACAUUGCUCAUGGAAACACAAGCCCUCUUCCAGCUCCUAUCAUUCUAGACUCGACGCUUGCAUUAGACAUGUAAGGAUAAACCAGAAGCUUUUCAGUUUGUGUGAUGCAGAACAGAUAAAUUGAUCAAUUUCGACUUCUGACUGAAAAUGAAUUUCCCCUCCUAAUGCAUUUUCAUCUUUAAGACUUUUCACUGCAACCACCGUACUGUCUCCAAGUAUUCCUCUGUAUACAUUUCCAUAGCCUCCUUUUUCCCAAUUGGUUUUUACUGGUAAAGUUAUUUGUCACGACCUGAAGCUCCCUGAAACCAAAUCUCCUGAGGUGUCCAAGUGAAACUUCCUCAUAAUGAUGCCCAUCUGAUAAGCCAUUACAACAUAAGUUUCUUUCAAGUGAAUCUUCUAAGAAUGUUGUAUUGUAUGCAAGUAAGAAACUGAGAAAUUUCUCAAACCUUUAACAUCAAAGAAUGUCUUUUGGUUUUGUCUUUGUCUCCACCAUAAAAACAACCCAAAGGCAAUGAAGAUCAGUGAUACAAUUCCAACGCUGAUUCAACCCCAAUUGCCAUUUUGUGAUUCUUAGAUCUACCCCAGGUAUAAUGGCAAAGAGAAAGCAGUUGUUAGGUAGGUAUGAUCAAAUGGUGUACACGAUUGGUAGAGGAAUUGUUUGCCUAGAUUCUAAAACCCAACCAAGAUAUAAAAAGUUGUUUAGUCGUCAGCUUAUACUUGGUUCAGUCAUUAACAUGAAAGCACAUCAGUGAAGUUUAUGAUUAUCUGAGUCAGUUUUGAGAUCAAAGUCAAAACUCUAAAGCAGGAUCAUGAAAUCGUUAGCAGUUUCUUGGAUUCGUUGACGGCUUUGAUAUGCUGUUGAGAUUUCGAUGAUAUGGCAACAAUAGGUUUAAUUUCGUUGAUUGGGAAAACUGGUUAAUAGAUAUGACUAAUUUAAUAAUUAGGAAAAGGUGUGUUAAGAAGAUAAAAUGACAUUAAUAAAAUUAUAGAAAUAAGAGUGUCUAUAUAUUUAGUCACAACAAUUUUAAUAAGGCCAAAUUUAAAACAUGCCAUGGUAAAUUUCAAAUAGGACUCUGUUUUAAUAGAUUAGAUUCCGAAGUUAGCGACGAUAUAUAAAGUAUAUAUAAACAACUAUCUUUAUAUAUAAAGUUGACUUGUGUGAUGCACACAAGCCUCCACGACACCAAAAGAGAGGGGGCUUUUUUUGACAUGUGUCGGCUCGGGAGUGGAUCGGUGUUUCUCACACUCUCCCUUCUCUGCGAGCGCGUCGCUUACGUCUGUGUGUUUGUCCCACCAAAUAGGUUGGGCUUUUGUGUGAUUAAUAUAGGCCCAAAUAUGAUUAGGUUAUUUUUCUUCUUGGUCGUUCUUCUUCUUCCCUGCCUCUUGACAGAAAGUCGACAACGUAACGUCCCAAGAAUCUUUGCUCUGAUAUUUAUUCUGAGUUUUCCUUUCAUUAAUCCUUUCAUUUAAUUCUCACUUAUCUCUCGUCUUUUCAACUUCAUUAUUUUCAAUCCUAUAAAUUGAGGACCAUAACUUUGCUCUAGCAAACAAUCCAUUCCUUGGAACACAGCCUACAAAAAUGGUGACUUCCCAUCUCUUGCUUAUUAAACUUUGGUGUUGCUAUAUUUUAAGAAAAAGAUUUGUUACAGCGGUGCCUGUUAAUUUAUCGUAAAUGGACAUGCUUAUCUGUGUAGAUGUUACAGAUUUUGACCUCUACAAAUACUGGGCAUUUUUUUUCCUACCCUGCUUGCUUUUACUUCAUUGAUGCUUAUCUUUCUCCUGUGACAUGUGUGGUUCCUAAUGUUUUUCCUGCAUUUUUUUUAAUUUGUCGUACAGAGGCAAUAUUAGCUUUGUUCAGACUUCAGACAACAAAUUACUUAGAAAGCUCAUAACACCUUCUCUUCCACAAUCCAAUGACAAAACCAAAGCUCUCCAAAUAACCCCUGAAAUCCAUUCAUGGCAUCAAAAGAUCUACGGGUAUUGCUUCUAUCUUUCUAUAAAUAUUUUAGUCAUUUGGAUUCUGUUUCGGCCAGUAUGAUAUAAUAUGAUACUGAUUCUUUCUCGCCUUGAAAUUUAAGUUCAAGUUCAUGUUUCUUUAUAAAGGUCAACAUUAUUUUUUUCUUUUCUACAUUUCUGAUACUCCACCUAUAUUAUAGCGUAAGAGAAUCCCUAAAAUUGACGUUCCUAAAACUGAUACCAUGUAAUUAAAAAAUACUUCACCUAUAUUUGUUCUUAUGAGGUGUCGUUUGUGGAGCUAAUUUUUUUAAUUGUAUUUUGCAUUGCGGUUAAGUGUAUGUGAAGUAUUUUUUAGGACUAAUGAUUAGUAUGGUUGUAGCUUGAUCAAUGUGUUAUUGUAUUUCCUGCAGAUGAUGCUUUUCUCCAUCUGAUUCAGCCAAUGAAAUAAGCAUAUUGAUCACAAUAAUGCUCUUUAGCUUCUAUGACUAUGAGCAAACACUAAUGGUUGGUUUUUAAUAUGUCCACUUAAAAUUUCUCUUAUCAGAUGCAUAAGACUGUGAUAGUCUUUGAAAGUGGUCAAACCACAUGAAUUUUAUGUUGAUUUUGAGAUGAUUUUGUACUUUACUGCAACCUCCAACCACCUCAGUUACGGUGCGCACUGCUUACUGCAAUGGGCGUCUCCUACAAGCCAAAGAACCUUGCCAUUGCUUCCAGAAGAUUCUUUGGCACUAACCCAAAUCUAGCGAGCUAGGCCAAGAUGGCUACAGCUACACAUGUUGUGCAAAUCCCUAAACGCAACAUGACCCAUGAAACCAAGCUUAACUACGACUUAAAAACCCGUUUGUGAUAUGCAGGUCAACUUAUAUCCCGAUCUGCAUAGGACAAAAGGAUGUGUCAUGUCCUUCACCGCCCGGUUUCUACCAACCCAGGAAGAAAGCGUAUGUUCUGUAUGUGAUAUUGCAGUCAUUGGCGUAGACGCAUCUGGUCUGCUCGCUUUGCUCUCCGUUUCAAGUCCGGUGAUCAAUUCAGAUUGGUAACUUUGAGAGUCUUAUGUGGUUUUCUACCUCUGUGGAUGAGGUUAAGUAAAAGUGACUUUAAAUAAAGAAAAAUAUUGUUUUGACAAAGUUAUACAUAUUCUGCAAUUUGUAAAUUGUGAAUGAUGUAGCUAGGACUAUAAUCUAUUAUUUUAUAUAUAGUCAUUGUAGGAGUUCGUUUAUAUAUUUUUUAACUUACUUCAA